Molecule: messenger RNA, 1107 nt
Organism: Diplodia corticola
Lineage: Eukaryota; Fungi; Ascomycota; Dothideomycetes; Botryosphaeriales; Botryosphaeriaceae
Product: extracellular lipase
Exons: 2
Coding region: 1-1107 (368 amino acids)
Biological process (GO): lipid metabolic process
Source: RefSeq, a predicted model, not a curated record
AUGCGCUUCGCUCCGGGACUUCUCGCCCUGCCGUGCCUCGCGACUGCCGCCGCCGUCUCGACCCUUCAAGAGCCUCUGCAGACGCCGGCACUCGCUCCCAACAUCUCCGCAACCCUGUUCGCCGAGCUCGAGGAGCUUGCCCGCAUCGUUGAUAUCUCCUAUUGCGUCGGCCUCACCGGCUUGGGCAUCGCGAAGCCUUUCACCUGCGCCAGCCGCUGCAAUGAGUUUCCCGACUUCGAGUUGGUGAAAGCUUGGAACACCGGCCCUCUCCUGUCCGACUCCUGUGGCUAUGUCGCCUUGUCACGCCCGCCUUCUGCACCGCGCAUCAUCCUGGCGUUUCGCGGAACCUAUUCCCUCACCAACACCAUUGUGGACCUGUCGACCGUCCCUCAGGAGUACAUACCGUAUCCUGGAAGUGAUGACGGAGACGACGAUGACGACGCGCCGGACGCGAAGCCUAUCAAGUGCACCAACUGCACUGUCCAUAGUGGAUUCUACCAGUCCUGGAUCAACACGCGACAAGUGAUCCUGCCACAUGUCGCCGAAGCGAUGGAAAAGCACCCAGACUACAAGUUGACCUUGGUCGGGCACUCGCUGGGUGGCGCGGUUGCAGCGUUGGCAGCGCUGGAUUUCAAGGCCCGUGGCUGGGACCCCCAUGUGACCACCUUUGGAGAACCACGGCUUGGCAACGAAGGCCUGGUCCAGUACAUCGAUGAGCGGUUCAACCUAGGGGAGAACGCCACCGUCGGAAACGAGGCGGAUAUCAGAUUCAAGCGAAUCACACAUCUGGCAGACCCCGUGCCGCUGCUGCCCCUGGAAGAAUGGGGUUACCACAUGCACGGUGGGGAGAUCUACAUCGAUAAGGCUGACCUGCCGCCGAGCGUUGCCGAUAUCCGCAUCUGCUCAGCUGAUGAAGAUCCAGAUUGCAUCGCUGGCGGCGAUCCUGCAGGGUGGAUCCCUGCCCGAUUCAAGCUCUGGCAGCUCUUCUGGGCCCAUCGUGACUACUUUUGGAGACUCGGGCUUUGUAUCCCCGGAGGCGAUCCCUGGGAUUGGAAGGGCAGGUACCCACCACCCAGUGGAGACUUGCCGGGCGAUGACGAGCUGUAA